AGGAGGAAGAAGAAGAAGAAGAAGAAGAGAGGUUGGUGAGUGGAGAUCAGCAGUCUAUGGAGGAGGGGGAGAAGAUUAUCGGAGUUAAACCGGAGGAAUCUUCUCUAUAUAUGGACACAACAGAUGGACGGUGUUUCUGGAAUAUAAAUACAUCGGAGGGACAUCUUAUUAUAUCUCCAGAUUGUAAGGCAGAAGAUACCGACAUUCCACAAUAUUCUCCCAAAGUCACCUCUGAUUGGUUGGUUAGAUCAUCAGAUCCUUCUAAUCCUGAGGAACCUUCUGAUAAAUCCCAUACUAUGACCUCAGAUGUCCUUCCAAGUUCUCACAGUGCUGACAGAUCACCAGAUCCAUCCAAUCCCCAGACAUCUUCUUCAAGCCAUAAGAAGGUUCACACAGGAGAGUGUUCAUUGUCAUGUUCAGAGUGCGGGAAAUCUUUCACUAAAAACACAAACCUUCGUAGGCACCAGAAAAUUCACAAUGGUGAGCGUCCCUUUCUAUGUUCAGAGUGCGGGAAAUGUUUCACUACAAACAAAAUCCUUGUUAGGCACCAGAGAAUUCACACAGGUGAGCGUCCCUAUUCAUGUUCAGAGUGCGGGAAAUGUUUCACUGCAAGGAAAAACCUUUCUAUGCACCAGAAAAUUCACACUAUUGAGCGUCCCUAUCCAUGUUCAGAGUGCAGGAAAUGUUUCACUCUGAAACAACAACUUAUUGUACACCAGAGAAUUCACACAGGUGAGCGUCCGUUUUCAUGUCCAGAUUGCAAGAAAACUUUUGUUCGGAAAGCAGCCCUGGUUUCCCAUCGAAGAAUUCAUACGGGUGAGCGUCCUUUCUCUUGUUCAGAGUGCGGGAAAUGUUUUGUUAAAAAAGAAAACUUUAUUAUCCACCAGAGAACUCACACUGGUGAGCGUCCUUUCUCUUGCUCAGAGUGUGGGAAAAGUUUCCUUAAAAAAGAAUCACUUUUUAGACAUCUGAGAAUUCACACGGGUGAACGUCCUUUUUCAUGUUCAGAAUGUGGGGAAAGUUUCACUCGUAAAGGAGAACUUGCUGUACACCAGAGAAUUCACACGGGUGAACGUCCUUUCCCUUGCUCGGAGUGCGGGAAACGUUUCCUUAAAAAAAUAAACCUUACUGAACACCUGAGAAUUCACACCGGUGAACGUCCUUUCCCUUGUUCGGAGUGCGGUAAAGGUUUCUCUACAAAACAAAAACUUAUUAGACACCAGAGAACUCACACUGGCGAGCGUCCUUAUUCAUGCUCAGAGUGCGGAAAAUCUUUUGCUCAGGAAGGAACUCUUGUUGAACAUCAGAGAAUUCACACAGGUGAGCGUCCUUAUUCGUGUUCAGAGUGCGGGAAAUCCUUCAUUCAUAGAGGAUACCUUGCUAUACAUCAGAGAAUUCACACAGGUGAACGCCCUUAUGCCUGUCCACAGUGCAGGGAAUCUUUCUCUUUAAAAGCAGCCCUUGUUAAACAUCAGAGAAUUCACACAGGUGAGCGUCCCUAUUCAUGUUCAGAGUGCGGGAAAUGUUUCACUAUGAAAGGAAAUCUUGUGCAACACCAGAGAAUUCACACAGGAGAAAGUCCUUUUUCAUGUUCAGAUUGCGGGAAAUCUUUCAAUCGUAAGGGAAGCCUUCUGAAACACCACAGAAGACACACCACAGAGCGGUCUCAUUGCAUUCAGAGUUUGGGAAAUGAAUUACAUAGAAAAGAAGGCGGAGACAUCACAGAGAAAUCUCUUGCUGAUUGAUUGACAAAUGUACGAUGGCUUUUCCAGGUGGAACUGUUGAGUCCAUGGAACAUCUGGACGAUAAGAAAUUGUUUGUUAGAGGGGUACAUCCCGGCAGAAGUGAUAUUUUAUUUAUAGGUGGAGUUUGAUGGACUGAGUCUUCCAUUUUGUGACGGAACUCCUUGGCACCCCUUUUAGCUGCUUCUGCCAAACCGUGCCUCCUGCCCUCCAAACCAUUCCAGCAGACCGGGACCCAAUACCAGCCCUUUUAACAUUGGACGCAGACAAGAUGUUGCGGUAGAACUAAAGGAUUGACCGUUUAUUGAACAGAAGUACGGAGUUUUAUACACUUUAAAAGUAGGGCAGUCACCACAUGGACAAUAAAACCAAAUAUUACCCAAAACAUCAAACAAUAGUUUAUCUCCAAGAGAGAUUAUCCAAAAGACAGAAACAAUAGGUGAUUUAAUUAACAAUGGGAAUUCCCACCUAGACAAUGCUUUAAUUAAUCAGGGAUUGCAGACUGUCCGGCAACAGUAUUCAAGAAAACCCAGGGCUGUCCAAAUAUCAUUAACCAGCUUUCUUUUCACAUAAAUCUGCUCACUGAGUUUGAAGUUGGCAGAGACCAUCAUCGGACACAGACAAGAUGUUGCGGAAAGAAUGACCUUUUAUUGAACAGAAGUACAGGUUUUUAUUCACUUCAAAAGUAGGGCAGACACCACAUGAACAAUAAAACCAAAUAUUACCCAAAACAUCACACCAUGGUUUAGAUAACGAGCUAGAGUUGACACAAGGUUAAUUCCAUCAUAAAAACCUUCAAGAGUUAGUCAACAGACAGAAACAAUAGGUGACUUAAUUAACAGUGGGAAUUCGCAUAUAGACAAUGCUUUGUUUAUUUAGGGAUCCCAGACUGUCCGGCAACCGUAUUCAAGAAAACCCAGGGCUGUCCUAAUCUCAUUAACCAGCUUUCUUUUCACAUAUAUCUGCUCACUGAGGUGGGUAGGGGGUGGAAUGAUGCUCAAAGAUGGGUAGGUUGCAGAGACAAGGAACAGUGCUCGGAGGUGGAUAGGGGGUGGAACGUUGCUCAAAGAUGGGUAGGGGGCCGAGACAAGGAAUGGUGCUUGAAGGUGGCUAUGGGGCGGAGACAAAGGACAGUGCUCGGAGGUAGGUAGGGGGUGAAACGGUGCUCAGAGUUGAGUAGGGGGCAGAGACAA
Messenger RNA from Rana temporaria (common frog), 2935 nucleotides. Its product is annotated as gastrula zinc finger protein XlCGF57.1-like. Lineage: Eukaryota; Metazoa; Chordata; Amphibia; Anura; Ranidae. The record is from RefSeq and is a predicted model, not a curated record. The coding region runs from base 57 to 1745 and encodes 562 amino acids. Gene Ontology annotation, biological process: regulation of immune system process; negative regulation of transcription by RNA polymerase II; regulation of cytokine production. The transcript is spliced from 2 exons.